Messenger RNA from Colletotrichum tamarilloi, 690 nucleotides. RefSeq lists its product as uncharacterized. The record is from RefSeq and is a predicted model, not a curated record. Bases 1 to 690 code for a protein of 229 amino acids. The transcript has a single exon. NCBI's taxonomy places the organism in Eukaryota, Fungi, Ascomycota, Sordariomycetes, Glomerellales, Glomerellaceae.
AUGUCUCUCCGUCAGAGUCAAGUCAGCCUUGUACGGGUUACCGACGAACUGGGAAACAAGAGCGGCCAGCGUGUAGGUAGUCGUACGUCCCCAAGUAACACAAACCGGCGUCCAAGACUUUUGUUCCUUUCCGUGCAUUUUGCUGUGAACAUGAAUUGGAACGUCUUACGAAUACCAUAUUUUGUACCUUGCACACAAUUGACGAGAAAAGUUUUCUCCCCCCCCCCCCCCUUUUUUUUUUUUUGUAACUUGCGCGCCCUGUGUACAGAAGAUGAGAACCAUGAGGAAAACGUCUCACUCAGCGGUACCCAUGGGUAUCUCGUAACUUCGCCUGGCGUAAGAUGGCAUGUUGCCCACCCCUUGGUUCACCCAUUUCCCACAAUCCAGAUAUUUUUCACCGUUGCACCGACACCCCGUUCUCAGCACCGGGCGUCGCACAAAAAGAACCAGGACAGAGUUUUCGCUUUGAUCCAGAGCAAGGCGCAGGUAACAUUUUCCAUCGUGGUAGCCGAACCCUUGGGGAAAAUUUUUCAAUCAUCCAAAACUGAAGCGAGCACGAGUCUCUCUCUCUAUCUCUCUCUCUCUCUCUCUCAACAUUCACCUCGCAGGCAAGAGACUUCUAACCAUACCUUACGCAGCAUGUUCCCAGGCACGCAUAAUGUCCGGUAUGGUGUACCUGUCCGUAGGUAG